AUGCCAACGACGCGUCUUACUCUCGGUGACUACUCUGCCUGCUGGAUUGCUUCGGAAGAAGGCAAGGCCUUUACUGUUGACGUUCAUAAGCUCCACAAGAAUUUUCCUUGCGCCUCCCAUCUUCACGUUGACGGAAAUUGGAUGUUAGGAAGAGUAAUUCCUAACGAGUCCCUCUCACCGGCCUCCUUGACCGGUACUCAAACCGGAUUGGAAACUGAGAAGCCGUUUUUGUUCACUUCGAUGAAGCUGACAGAUGACGAUUCAUUCCUGUCAAGCUCGCAAACAGUGAGAGACAUCGGCGAGAUCAAGAUUAAUGUAUACCGUAUUUCAAAUCUUCAGGACCAGGAAAAUCCAUUGUACAAUGGGACAGUUCUCUCCGAUGAUAAGAAGGUCCACGAGCGCGCAAAGAAGGCAACAGAACAUCGAGUUAAAUCAGGCGAAGAAGUGAAAGUAGCAGCCUGUAAGUUGCAGAGCUGCACAAGGCACGAACAAGUAGCGAAAUUCGUCUUUCGUUAUCGUUCUUCAAGGAUGCUCCAAGCAAACGGGUUGAUGGUGCGAGAACCUUCACCAGUUGAAGAGUCUACCUCUGGCAAAGGAGACACACGAAAAAGAAAGUCCGAGGUCAAGGAGGAAAGCGAGGAGGAGGAAGAAGAUACAGAAGAAAUUGAGGCAAGGCAGGAGGAGGCUGAACUUCUGGCACGGUUGGAAAGUAUUCGAAACGCAAGGAACGCCAGAAGCCAAACGAAACCCCCCAAGAAGAAAAUAAAGGAGGAACCUCGGCCUGUGUUUAUGCGCGGGGAAGUAAUCGACCUUACCUGA
This is a messenger RNA of Cyclocybe aegerita, 819 nucleotides long. Lineage: Eukaryota; Fungi; Basidiomycota; Agaricomycetes; Agaricales; Hemipholiotaceae. The record is from the annotation of a GenBank genome assembly.